Pseudomyrmex gracilis is the source of this 995-nucleotide messenger RNA. RefSeq names its product sugar transporter SWEET1. The transcript is spliced from 6 exons. The record is from RefSeq and is a predicted model, not a curated record. Lineage: Eukaryota; Metazoa; Arthropoda; Insecta; Hymenoptera; Formicidae. Bases 172 to 819 code for a protein of 215 amino acids. Gene Ontology annotation, biological process: carbohydrate transport. Gene Ontology annotation, cellular component: membrane. Gene Ontology annotation, molecular function: sugar transmembrane transporter activity.
GAGUGCAAUGUAUCGUCACGUGGUGCCCGUGGUGGGCUUCUAUCAAAUUGCUAUUCUAGCGGCGAACACCCCGUCGGAAUGUAUCCGUUGUGAUUGAUUAAACGCAUUUGACAUUGACUGCAAUUAACGUUGAAUUGAACACAAAGCAAAACUUGUACCAAACAAAGCAAAAUGGUUCUGGAAGAUUAUAAAGAAAUUGUUGGCUCUUCUGCCGCGUACACCACGAUACUUCACAUGUUAUCCGGAACACUGAUAUGCAGAGAUAUAUACAAAAAAGGUACAUCAGAAGGAUUUGAUCCAAUGCCUUUUCUUGGAGGUGUAGGACUAUGCCUUUUGAUGCUUCGAUAUGCUUGGAUGGUAGAUGAUAUUAACAUGAAAGUUGUUAACAUAUUUGGCUUCUUGGUAAACAUUGUCUAUAUGGCAGUAUACUACUACUACACUCCAAACACGAGAAAACUACUUAAACAAGUAUCCAAGGUAUCCAUGUUUGUCACAAUUCUCCUCGCGUAUGCUCAGGUGGAAGAUCCAGAAGUUGUUGAACAUAGAUUUGGUAUUGUGGUUACAGUACUUCUCUUGCUUCUAAUUGCUUCACCUCUUGCACAUCUCAGAGAAGUUAUAAGAACGAAGAGCACGGAAAUUCUUCCAUUUCCGCUUAUUUUUAUGGGCACUCUAGUUUCUUUCCAAUGGUUGCUGUACGGCGUUAUCAUUGAUAACAGUUUUCUUAUCUUUCAGAAUGCAGUUGGUUUCAUACUCAGCGUAUCUCAACUGUCUCUCUUUGCGAUAUUCCCAUCCAAGAGGGAGCCGAAGAAGAUAGAUUAAAUCAGAAGUCUUCCAAAAUAUUUUACUGUGACACAAAACCUAGGUUGUUAUUUUUAGAAAAUUACUGUUUUUCAAUGUAUCGUUAUAUUUUCAGAAAACAUUUGUAUCUUAAAUCAAAUAUUACACACGUGUAUAAAAGAACGCAAUCAAUAAACGUGCAAACUUGUUAUUGUUAA